Puntigrus tetrazona (Sumatra barb) is the source of this 1135-nucleotide messenger RNA. It is a transcript of the gene eva1bb, whose product is annotated as eva-1 homolog Bb (C. elegans). The record is from RefSeq and is a predicted model, not a curated record. The transcript has 3 exons. The coding region runs from base 320 to 820 and encodes 166 amino acids. NCBI's taxonomy places the organism in Eukaryota, Metazoa, Chordata, Actinopteri, Cypriniformes, Cyprinidae.
CUUUUCUAUGGUCUGGUCGCAGUGAGAGAGCCGCUGUGUAUGUGUGAGUGCAGUGGGCUGCUGCUCCUCCUGAUGUCAGGCGCAGACAAGUGUGAGCAGGGAGAGAAAGAGAGUGCGUUUAAAGCAGCCCUCGGUGUUUCGUGUUCCCGCUUCAUCUGCCAGUGCGUGAAGUCACUGCGCCUCUGGAUACAGGAAUCGUCUUUCCUCCACCAGGACAAAUGUGGAUAGAAACAAUGGUUCGUUAGAAAAGAGUUCAAGGCGAAGUAAAGUAGAGAAGAAAGCAAGAGGAAGGAAAAUCAGUCUGCCAGAUAAAGCCAAUAUGAACCCCGUACGGAAAGACAUGGAGCUGCUGAGUAACAGCAUGGCUACUUAUGCCCAUAUAACAGAGAACAUGGAGAGCUUCGCACUGUACUUCAUGCUGGGUGUGUGUUCAGGUCUCCUGCUGGCCCUUGUCCUCCUCAUACUGGGCAUCGCCUGCCGGCCGCAGACAAGGACAAAAACACCCUCCUCAUCAGACAAGAGACGACUGAAAGAGUCCAGUGAGGAGGAGGAGGAGGAGGAAGACAAGGAAGAGGCGCAAAGUGAAGAAGGAGAUGAUGAGGACCUAGAAGUCCCAGUGGUCACCAUGAGUCCCUUGAGCGAUCAGACCCAGUUAAACGGAACCAUUAAGAGUGUGAACGUUUUUGCUUCGGCGGAGGAGCUGGAGAGAGCCAGGAGGCUGGAGGAGAGAGAACGGAUCGUCAGGGAGAUCUGGAGGAAUGGACAGCCAGAUAUACUCUCCACCGGCACAGGAACGCUCGGACGGGUUCACUAUCACUAGUAGCGUUUAGCGCACUGGACACAGUUGUUUCAGAUAUGGAAUGCCACAAAAGCUGGACAUUUAUCCGUCUAACAGAUUUGGGUGUAACGUACCUUUAAACUGGGACGGAUUGAGUACAAGCUUAAAAACGAGGCUUCCAAAGGGAGGUUUUUACAGCAACGCCAUCAAAGAGCCAUUUUGUAUUUCCCAGAGAAACCUUUUUUUUUAGAGUGAAGAACAAUACAUUUCCAUGGAUGUUAAAGGUUCUUCACUGAACCACUGACGCCAAUAAAACACUUUAUUUUUAAGUGUAGGCCUUCAUUUAAUCCCCAUUAU